This is a messenger RNA of Cryptomeria japonica (Japanese cedar), 360 nucleotides long. RefSeq lists its product as uncharacterized. The record is from RefSeq and is a predicted model, not a curated record. NCBI's taxonomy places the organism in Eukaryota, Viridiplantae, Streptophyta, Pinopsida, Cupressales, Cupressaceae. Bases 1 to 360 code for a protein of 119 amino acids. The transcript has a single exon.
AUGCCACCUUUUGAGUAUGAUCAAGCACUGAGACAUGGUAGGAGGAGGAGGAGGAGGAGGAGAUUGGAUGGGGGAGGGGGAGAAGGAGGAUGUGGAGAUGGUGGUGGAGGUGGAGGUGGAGGAGGAGAUGGGAGAGGUAGGGGACGUAUGAGAGGCAGGGGUGGUCACCCAUUGCGACUUGCACAUGGGCCAUUGAUACAGGCAUCAAGAACAACAACACCAAGGGGGAGAGUGGAGGGUAGAGAAGGUUUAGAUAUGGGUGGUGAUGCAGGUGUAGGAGGUGCAGAGAUGGGUGGGGGUGGUGAGGAUGAAUAUGUUGCUAUGGAUGCGGGGCAUGGAGCGACAAGUGGAAGAGGAUGA